AUAUCAUUCAUGGGCCCCUACGCAUUACUCGGUACCAAUCUCGCUCUCUCUCUCUAAGUCUUGAAACUCUAUCAAGAAUCUCAAGCCACCAUUUUUUCUUCAUCUUCAUAAAGAGAAAGAGAGAGAUCCUCUUGUUUGGCAAGAACCCAAUUUGAGUUCUAAGUCCUGAUUUGCUUAGCUCUUUUCUUUCCUUGAUUUCAUUCUAUAUAAAGUCAACGGAAAGAUAUACAUAUAUAGUUUUCUUCCGAUUCUAGGGUUUUCAUAUUUCCUCUAAAUUUUCAUGGUCAAAGAAGAAAAUCUAAGAAACAAUCGAACCAGCAAGAGAAAGAAGACUUCAAUAUCAACAUCUCUCUCUCCCUCUCUCUCUCUUAUAUUAUAAGAUCUCGAGUUGAGUCAUCAUCAUCGUCAAUGGCUUUGAAAAACAUCCGCAACAAUUCACCAAUUGAAGAACAAGAGAAAGGUUUAAACUUCAUCAAGAUUCACUAAGACCCACUAAGAGCCAACUCAAAACUAAACGGAGCAAGGUUUUGCCAAAAACCAAAAAAAAAAAAAAAAAGAUUCAAGAACCAUCUCGUAAAUCAAGAUUUCUCCAAGGAAAAUCAGAUAAGUCAUAAUGGAUCUAUCCCUGGCUCCGACAACAACAACAAGUUCCGACCAAGAACAAGACAGAGACCAAGAAUUAACCUCCAACAUCGGAGCAAGCAGCAGCUCCGGUCCCAGCGGAAACAACAACAACCUUCCGAUGAUGAUGAUUCCACCUCCGGAGAAAGAACACAUGUUCGACAAAGUGGUAACACCAAGCGACGUCGGAAAACUCAACAGACUCGUGAUCCCUAAACAACACGCUGAGAGGUAUUUCCCUCUAGACUCCUCAAACAACCAAAACGGCACGCUUUUGAACUUCCAAGACAGAAACGGCAAGAUGUGGAGAUUCCGUUACUCGUAUUGGAACUCUAGCCAGAGCUACGUUAUGACCAAAGGAUGGAGCCGUUUCGUCAAAGAGAAAAAGCUCGAUGCAGGAGACAUUGUCUCUUUCCAACGAGGCAUCGGAGAUGAGUCAGAAAGAUCCAAACUUUACAUAGAUUGGAGGCAUAGACCCGACAUGAGCCUCGUUCAAGCACAUCAGUUUGGUAAUUUUGGUUUCAAUUUCAAUUUCCCGACCACUUCUCAAUAUUCCAACAGAUUUCAUCCAUUGCCAGAAUAUAACUCCGUCCCGAUUCACCGGGGCUUAAACAUCGGAAAUCACCAACGUUCCUAUUAUAACACCCAGCGUCAAGAGUUCGUAGGGUAUGGUUAUGGGAAUUUAGCUGGAAGGUGUUACUACACGGGAUCACCGUUGGAUCAUAGGAACAUUGUUGGAUCAGAGCCGUUGGUUAUAGACUCAGUCCCUGUGGUUCCCGGGAGAUUAACUCCGGUGAUGUUACCGCCGCUUCCUCCGCCUCCUUCUACGGCGGGAAAGAGACUAAGGCUCUUUGGGGUGAAUAUGGAAUGUGGCAAUGACUAUAAUCAACAAGAAGAGUCAUGGUUGGUGCCACGUGGCGAAAUUGGUGCAUCUUCUUCUUCUUCUUCAGCUCUACGACUAAAUUUAUCGACUGAUCAUGAUGAUGAUAAUGAUGAUGGUGAUGAUGGCGAUGAUGAUCAAUUUGCUAAGAAAGGGAAGUCUUCACUUUCUCUCAAUUUCAAUCCAUGAGAAGUUUCAUCAUCUUCUUGUUUUGAAUCUCUCUUUAUAUUGUUUCAUUAGUAAUUUUUCUAAGGGUAUUAGAUUCUAGCUAGUGAGAGGAAGAAAAAACGAUCUUCUUCGUUUUUUUGGUUAUGAUUUUUUUUUCCGACAUGUUUCUUGAUGUUCAUCAUCAUUAGGCUUUUGUCACCAUGUUGAAACUCGCAUCUUUUCAAUUUUGUAUAUAA
Arabidopsis thaliana (thale cress) is the source of this 1905-nucleotide messenger RNA. RefSeq names its product AP2/B3-like transcriptional factor family protein (gene NGA3). The record is from RefSeq and is marked reviewed. Gene Ontology annotation, cellular component: nucleus. Gene Ontology annotation, molecular function: DNA-binding transcription factor activity; DNA binding. Bases 614 to 1690 code for a protein of 358 amino acids. Gene Ontology annotation, biological process: plant gross anatomical part developmental process. Lineage: Eukaryota; Viridiplantae; Streptophyta; Magnoliopsida; Brassicales; Brassicaceae. The transcript has 2 exons.